UUUAUCUUCUAAACAGCACUACUCGCUUUUCUUUGACGGCCAGCUGGCGGCUGAAGGUCCAUCAUUAAAGCAACAUAAAACUACCAAAUAUUUUCCUGUAUAACAAGAAGAACAAAUACACUAACUCAACGGCCGAAAGUGACCCGGCGCCUUUCCUACUUCGCUUGUUUUCGGACUGUCGUUUACCGGCCCAGCUGGGUAGCUAGCUACUGUAGCUGGCUAUGCGCAUCAAAAACUGGCUAACGAAAGAAGAGAGCUGUCUAAGGAGGAGGAUAUAACAACAGUCUAUCUUGCUUCAUGGAUAUAAUCCUAAUUGUUCCAGGAAAAUACCGAUAGCUAGCGCCAUUAGCUAGCUGGCGCUUCUCUGUGGGGCUAUUGUUUGUCGAUAGCGACGGUAACGUUAAAGGUUAUAGCCAGUUAACGUUACUGUUGUGAUAAUAUAUAGGAAUUAACUAAAUAUAUAUAUAUAUAAUGAUUAGCUAAUUAUUUGUUAGUCUAAUCAGAAAGCGAGAUCAUUUACCUAUUCAGCUUGCCAGUAUUCCUGGCAGUAGGCUUUUAUGGUAGCUGCUAACUCAAAAAGUCACGGGUGUCAAGAAACGUUAAUAAGGAACGACAGUUUGUUUUGAUUGGCUUGAGGAAUAACGUUAUUCUGUCAGUAUUGAGUAAUGUGAUUGCCCGUUCGUUAGGAAACGUUAGACAGCGGGGAUUAGCAGUAUGUGAAUCAUGUUUUGUGUUGACUGAAGCUUUGCCAACGUGUUACACGCUGCUGUAGGUCCCGGUGUCGUGUGUGUCAGAGUGUGUGACCAGCAGGUGAACAUGGUUCUAAGGAACUGGACUCUCAGUCAAGGAAGGAGCAUGUGUUAACGGCUUGAUAGAACUUUGCUGUCGUGGAAAAAGUACCCAAUUGUCAUACUUGAGUAAAGUAAGGAUACCUUCAUAGAAAAUGACAGAGUAAAAGUUAGUCACCCAGCAAAAUAAUACUUGAGUUAGUCUAAAUAUUUGGUUUUAAAUAUACUUAAGAAUCAAAAGUUAAAAUAUAAAUCAUUUCACGUUCCUUAUAAUAAGCAAACCAGACAGCACGAUGUUAUAGUUUUAUUUUACGGAUAGCGAGGGGCACACUAAACACUCCGACGUAAUUUACAAACUUUGUGUUUAGUGAGUCUGCCAGAUCAGAGGCAGUAGGGAUGGCCAGGGAUGUUCUCUUGAUAAGUGUGUGAAUUGGACACUUUUCCUGUCCUUUUGGGUGUCAGUGAAAAUCUAUGGAGUAAAAAGUACAUUAUUGUCUUUAGGAAUGUAGUGAAGUAAAAAGUAUUAAUAGUAAAGUACAGAUACCUCCCAAAACGAGUUAAGUACUUUACACCACCGGAGCUUGGUCUUCGAUUAUGAGACGCAUCCUAUGACAGAUCACUAUCAGUUUACAUAAUAGCUACAGCAUUCCUGCAAAUGGUCAAAUAUAUAGAUUGCUUGUUAUGUUAGCCUGACUUUGGAUUUUUGAUACAGUUGUUUGUCCAACCCCUUGUCACACCUCAACCAUAACUUGGAUUUGUACUGUAUGACAUUGGAGAGGACAAGUGAGUCAUAGAUGGUGUCUAAAUUGGCAUCAACAAGCUGAUUAGUAACAGUAUUGUGGGCCUUAUAAACAGCACUGCCUCAAUGUGGUAUUGGGAUGCAUUCAUUAACCAUUGGACCAGACAGUAACUGGGCCUGAAGUAUUUUCUGGUUCUGAAUAUGUGCACAUAAGAUCUGAGUGUGGUUGUGUUUAUCAGAGACUUUUGGUGUCUAGGCCUAUAUUAAUGUGAUGAUAGGUUAUAGUUGUACUUGACUGAGAGAGCUAGGUUGUAGCUAUGUGGACGGUGUUCUGGUUUCACCCUGCAACAAUGUCGACCCUAUUGUUGCUGCUAUUGCUGAGCAACUUAUGCAGGCUGGGACAGUCUAUGUCACGAGAGGAGAAGCUCAAGCUGAGGAACCAAGUGGUUGAGAUGUUUGACCAUGCUUAUUCCAAUUAUAUGGACCAUGCGUACCCAGCAGAUGAGCUGAUGCCUCUGACGUGUCGGGGGAGGGUGCGUGGGCUGGAGCCCAGUCGGGGAGACGUGGACGACGCACUGGGGAAGUUCUCUCUCACCCUCAUCGAUACCUUGGACACUCUAGUGCUCUUAAACAAGACGACAGAGUUUGAAGAAGCAGUGCGGAGAGUGUUGACAGAUGUGCGACUGGACAAUGACAUCGUGGUGUCUGUCUUUGAGACCAACAUCCGUGUGCUGGGAGGGCUGCUAGGGGGCCACUCCAUGGCGGUGAUGCUGAAGGAUACAGGGUAUCACAUGCAGUGGUACCAGGAUGAGCUGCUCCACAUGGCCAAAGACGUGGGUCUCAGACUCCUGCCUGCCUUCAACACCAGCAGUGGCCUGCCUUACCCCAGGGUAAACUUGAAGCAUGGCAUCAGGGGUCCUGAGAGUCGGACGGGGACAGAGACGGACACCUGCACAGCUUGUGCUGGCACAAUUAUCCUGGAGUUCGCUGCCUUGAGUCGCUUCACUGGGGACCCUGUGUUUGAGGUCCAUGCACGGAGAGCACUCGACUUCCUGUGGGAGAAGAGGCAGAGGAAUAGCAACCUGGUGGGAACAACCAUCAACAUCCACUCAGGAGAGUGGGUCCGCAGGGGUGAGAGAGGGAACCAGUCCCGGGCCAUAACUGACAGCGGAGUGGGAGCAGGGAUUGACUCGUAUUAUGAGUACCUGCUGAAGGCCUAUAUUCUCCUGGGAGAUGACCUGUUUCUGCAGCGCUUCAACAUUCACUAUGCGUCUAUAAUGAAGUACAUCAGCCAGCCUCCUCUCCUGCUGGACGUUCACAUCCACAAGCCUCUGCUGCCUGCUCGCACCUGGAUGGACUCCCUCCUGGCCUUCUUCCCUGGGCUGCAGGUGUUGAAGGGAGAUAUCCGGCCGGCCAUUGAGACCCAUGAGAUGCUGUAUCAAGUCACCAAGAAACACAACUUCCUCCCAGAGGCAUUCACCACUGAUUUCAGGGUACAUUGGGCUCAGCAUCCACUAAGACCUGAGUUUGCAGAGAGCACCUAUUUCCUAUACAAGGCUACCAAAGACCCCUACUACCUGGAGGUAGGCCGCACGGUGCUGGACAACCUGAACCGAUUUGCCCGGGUCCCCUGUGGCUUUGCUGCCAUGAAGGACGUUCGCACCGGGAGCCACGAGGACCGAAUGGACUCUUUCUUCUUGGCAGAGAUGUUCAAGUACCUGUUCCUUCUGUUUGCGGAAGAGGAAGAUCUGACGUUUAAUGUUGAGGAUUAUAUCUUCACCACCGAGGCACACCUUCUGCCCCUGUCCCUGUCCACUGCUCCUCACGCCCCCUCUCCUCCCGCCAACACCACGGUACAGGCUCCAUCUCUGCCUCAUCUCUCCGCCUAUGUCAAAUCUCUUUGGUCAGAGGAGGAGUUGGAUGACUCUAACUUUGAUUGGACCUGCCCCAACACACGCCUCCUUUUCCCCGACCCCGCCUUUCCACGGAACCUCCGAGAUCCAAUCAGGAGUGCUGUGGACAAGAGUUGUCCCCGUCCUGCCAUUCACCGUGAGCCGGGGAUGGGUCGCCCACCUCUGAGGGCUCAGGACUUCAUGGCCAACAACCCCGAUCACCUGGAGCUGCUGAGGAGGAUGGGAGUCAGCCUUAUACACCUUAAAGACGGCAGAGUGCAGCUGGUCCAACACGCUACACAGGCGGUCAGUGCUGUGGCAGCAGAGGACGGCAUGCGCUUCAUGCAGGAGAUGAUGGAGCUGUCCAGCCAGCAGCAGAAGGAGCAGCUCCCUCCGCGCGCUGUGCAGAUAGUCUCCCACCCCUUCUUCGGCAGAGUGGUGCUGACUUCUGGCCCAGCGCAGUUUGGCACAGACCUUUCCAAGAGCAUCACGGGGGUUCGUGGGUUUGUGACAGUGGCUGAACCCUACAGUGGCUGUGCGGAACUGAGCAACGCUGCCUUUGUACAGGGCCGCAUUGCUCUGCUGCAGCGGGGCCAAUGUAUGUUUGCUGAGAAGGCCAGACACAUCAUGAAGGCUGGGGCCAUCGGAGGCAUCGUCAUCGAUGACAACGAGGGUAGCAGCAGUGACACUGCUCCCCUCUUCCAGAUGGCCGGCGACGGCCGCAACACAGACGACGUCACUUUGCCCCUCCUCUUCCUCUUCUACAAGGAAGGCAACAUCCUGUUGGAGGCUCUCAAGGAGUACAGGGAGGUGGAGGUGCUGCUGAGCGACAAGGCCAGAGACAGAGCCUCUAUAUUCAAAGGUAAACCUCUCCCUGGCAUCCUGCUGGAAAGCAGGAUGGAUGUUCAGGAGGAGAAGGAAGAUUGUUCAACAGACCAAACUUCACCUGUCCCUGCAGCAACUCUCGACCAGUCACACGUGAGGACUAUGGAGCAGGAUGAAUCAGCUCCCCACAAUGAGGAAGUGACUCCUGAGGAAGAUGUGGGACCUGCCAUUAAGAGGAACCCUGAGCCAGAGGAGGAGCCUGAGGUUGACAAGGACUCUAGCAGAAAAUCAGUGGAAGCCAUGAUGGCUGAUUGGCGAGAGGACUUAGAAGCGUUUCAGCAGAUGGAGGAUGAGCUUUGACAACUUCCACAGUUCCCCCUCCUCCGGUCUGUCCCAGCCACCGUACUGGCCUGGGGUCAGUGGACUGUGCCUCCAUAAAGGAUAAGGUUUUAAUGGGGAGAUGUUUUGAUAAGGAACGGUUACCAGGGUGGAAUACAGUGACUUCUAUAGCCCAGAUAUCUACUGUCUGGCAGUAUGAACCCCUGAUUAACUCUCACUAUUUUCUGGUCUUGUCUUAUUUUCACACAUUGUCUUCCUCCAGAUGCUUUUCUAGGUCACUGACAUGUGGGAGCAGAUUCCAAAUGCUGGUUGAAUUAUAAUCCACUGGUUGAUUGGUUUAUUUAACUGUAAUGAUUAAUUGAUAAGUUGUUGGAACAUUUACUAUUUUAUUUUGUGGGCCUAAUUUGUGGGGUCAAUAUUAAGCUACCUGACUGUGAGGGACUGCAGUGGCAAGCAGUCUAUAAAAGGCUGGUGCUGAGAAUCACUUGGCACUCUCCAGGAAGAGACGAAGUUAUAUGUGACUAAAUAUGUAUUUGUCAGUUAUUUCCACGAUGGUUUGAAAUACAGUGCUCCUUUGCUCAGGUUCUGGUCGGUAUGAGAGAUACCGGGUACUGGCUACCCAAGAGGGCAGACAUUACCACCAGCUGGCCAGCAGAGGGGAUCCUUGUUUGAGACCUCAUACUGGUCUGACUGGAACUUGAUGACAUACUGGAAGACCAAGGAAACAAAAAAGCCAACAACAUAAUGAACUUUAAUUAAAUUGAUAAGGAAAU
Salvelinus namaycush (lake trout) is the source of this 5356-nucleotide messenger RNA. Its product is annotated as ER degradation-enhancing alpha-mannosidase-like protein 3. Gene Ontology annotation, molecular function: mannosyl-oligosaccharide 1,2-alpha-mannosidase activity; calcium ion binding. The record is from RefSeq and is a predicted model, not a curated record. Gene Ontology annotation, biological process: endoplasmic reticulum mannose trimming; mannose trimming involved in glycoprotein ERAD pathway; carbohydrate metabolic process. Bases 1845 to 4604 code for a protein of 919 amino acids. Lineage: Eukaryota; Metazoa; Chordata; Actinopteri; Salmoniformes; Salmonidae. Gene Ontology annotation, cellular component: membrane; endoplasmic reticulum. The transcript is spliced from 21 exons.